Molecule: messenger RNA, 303 nt
Organism: Staurois parvus
Lineage: Eukaryota; Metazoa; Chordata; Amphibia; Anura; Ranidae
Source: the annotation of a GenBank genome assembly
AGGCCUGCACACACCUGUGCAAUCAGUCUCCUGGCCAUUCCCAAAACCUGGUCCCAGGAUUGGAGAUUUCAUCCCUCCCAGAUCUCUUUGAAAUCUCCAGGCUCCAGAUCCCAAAACAGACUUUACAAACAAAGGAGGAAAGUGAAAAGCCACUUUCCUCCGUAUCAAACACAUACCCUGGAGCCCCUCAACCUGCCUUUGUUGAGAAUCCAGGGUGACAGAUCGCCACACUGUCACAAUAUAUACACACAUAUAUAUACACAUACAUACAUACACGAAACAACUAGAGCAAUAUCCAUAAAA